This is a messenger RNA of Amaranthus tricolor (Joseph's coat), 2378 nucleotides long. Its product is annotated as butanoate--CoA ligase AAE1-like. The record is from RefSeq and is a predicted model, not a curated record. NCBI's taxonomy places the organism in Eukaryota, Viridiplantae, Streptophyta, Magnoliopsida, Caryophyllales, Amaranthaceae. The coding region runs from base 337 to 2070 and encodes 577 amino acids. The transcript is spliced from 4 exons.
UUUUUAUUUGAUUCUCCAUAGGAUCUUUUGGAAAUACUUUAUGAGAUCCAUUUUUGUGAUCCAUCCUCAGGGUCUAUUUAUUCAAGUUUGAUAUUUGCAGAUUUUUUUAUUAUAUACUAAUAGUAUAGCUACUCGGUAAUAAAAUUUAAUGAUUCAAUGACAAGAGAAACUUUAAUAUUUAAUAAUUGAUUAAUACUUAGAUGUUAAAGUCUUUUUAAUAGCAACUUUUUUAUAUAAUUUUGCAUCAUAUUUUUUCGAUCUUCUUAACUUUUAGCUUUUGGCUCCGCCCCUGCUGACGGCCCACAAGACUCACACAAUGAUAAUUGAUAUGGAUGGAUGGUGCUACCAAUAAAUGUGAAAGUUCACAUUGUUGUACAACUUCCUGCAUCAUUCAUGGAGGGGCUGGUCCGUUGCUCGGUGAACUACGUACCUCUUACACCUAUAAGCUUCUUAGAGAGAUCUGCAGUGGUUUAUGGAGAUCAUCCUUCAAUCAUCUAUGGAGAUGUUAAGUAUACUUGGAGACAAACUCUUGAAAGGUGCACUAUGCUUGCUUCUGCUCUUUCCCAACUUGGCAUCUCUUGUGGAGAUGUUGUUGCAGCAUUGAUACCCAACAUUCCUGCAAUGUAUGAAUUACACUUUGCAAUUCCAAUGGGUGGUGCAAUUUUAUGCACCCUUAACAUACGCCAUGACUCAACAAUGUUAUCAGUACUUUUACAACAUUCAAAUGCAAAGCUCAUUUUUGUUGAUGAACAAUUCCUUCAAACAGUUCAGAAUGCCAUAAACAAACUACCCAACUCAACCAAACAUCCCCAAAUCAUUCUAGUCCUAGACAAAAAUAACAAUCAGCCCUUCACUACAACUACGUCCUACCCGAAACCUCUUACUGAAUACGAAACAUUUCUAAAAAGGGGAAAACUCGUAUAUGUGACGUAUAAGCCAAAAGAUGAGACCGAACCCAUUUCACUAAACUACACAUCAGGAACAACCUCGAGGCCAAAAGGUGUCGUAUAUAGCCAUCGAGGUGCAUACCUAAACUCGCUAGCUGCUGUGCUUCUAAACGAAAUGGGUCCCAUGCCGGUUUAUUUAUGGACUGUGCCUAUGUUUCAUUGUAAUGGGUGGUGCCUUACUUGGGGUGUUGCUGCUCAAGGUGGUACAAAUAUAUGUCUAAGGUAUGUGACAGGAAAAGGAAUAUUUAGGAAUAUUGUGCUACAUAAAGUGACUCAUAUGGGUGGUGCACCAACUAUUUUAAGUAUGAUUGUUAAUUGUUCUGAUGAUGAAAAGAAGGAUCUUCCUGGUAAAGUUGUGGUUAUGACUGGUGCUGCCCCACCUCCUCCUCAAGUGUUGUUCAAAAUGGAAAGUCUUGGCUUUUUUAUGGCUCAUGCUUAUGGUUUAACCGAAACCUAUGGUCCAGGUACAUAUUGUGCUUGGAAGCCAGAGUGGGAUGGCUUACCACCAAAAGAAAGGGCAAAGUUCAAGUCUCAACAAGGAGUGAACCACAUUGGUAUGGAGGAAGUGGACGUAAAAGACCCUGUCACCAUGAAAAGUGUACCUUCCGAUGGAACAACAAUAGGUGAGGUUAUGUUUAGAGGAAACACGGUCAUGAGUGGCUACCUUAACGAUUUGAAUGCAACCAAUGAAUCUUUUAAAGGGGGAUGGUUUCAUACCGGAGAUUUAGGAGUGAAAAAUUCUGAUGGUUAUAUACAAUUGAAAGAUCGUUCUAAAGAUAUAAUCAUUUCCGGAGGAGAAAAUAUAAGUACUAUUGAAAUAGAAUCUGUAUUGUUUAGUCAUCCAGAUGUCUUAGAUGCGGCUGUUGUCGGACGUCCUGAUGAUCAUUGGGGUGAGACUCCUUGUGCAUUUGUGAAGCUAAAGGAUGGGAAUGAUGGUGUUACUGUGGCUGAUAUCAUUGCGUUUUGUAGGGACCAAUUGCCUCAUUACAUGGCUCCUCGAACAGUCAUGUUCGGGGAUCUGCCUAAGACUUCAACUGGAAAGACUCAAAAAUUUGUUCUAAGAGAGAAAGCGAGAGCAAUGGGCAGCCUAAGCCCUGCAAACAAGAAAACUAGCAAACUUUAAUUAGAACAUUAAAGAUCACAAAUUUAAUUAUUAUAUAUGUGUUGUUUAAGCUAGCAUUAGAGAAUUGGGUACCGUCUCACUUGAAAAGCAAGUACCAAUUUCUUAGAUAAGGCCUUAAAUUUAAUCCCCUAUCCUCGGUCAACCUUGUAAUCAAAUAAGCUAGUAUUAAAUCGAAUAUCAAAUAUUAUUACAAUAUCAGGCGUCAAUACGUGAAUUAAUCACUCAAUGCUCAACAUUUAUGUGCUUUUUCUGUUUUCAAAUGUUUUUCCAUUUACUUUUUUUUUGUAGAUUCCGAUGUAAACUUUAAA